This is a messenger RNA of Gordionus sp. m RMFG-2023, 1657 nucleotides long. RefSeq names its product glutathione S-transferase LANCL1-like. NCBI's taxonomy places the organism in Eukaryota, Metazoa, Nematomorpha, Gordioida, Chordodea, Parachordodidae. Bases 135 to 1541 code for a protein of 468 amino acids. The transcript has 12 exons. The record is from RefSeq and is a predicted model, not a curated record. Gene Ontology annotation, cellular component: plasma membrane. Gene Ontology annotation, biological process: carbohydrate metabolic process; peptide modification.
AAUAUUUAAAUAAUCCAUACAUAUCUCUGAACUUGCAGCAUAAUCAAAUAAUUUCACAUAGUUUUCUAAAAUCUGAUUUAGCAAACAAGUGUUUACAAGUUUUCUUUAAUUUAUUUGAAACAUAUGAAUCUGAAAUGAGUGAUGAAAAUUUAAUUAACUACAAUUAUACAAUAUAUACUGGUGUUUCAGGUCAUUCUUACUUUUAUAUCCAUUUAUAUCAAAGAAUAUUGUUAUUAUCUAAUCAUUAUGGGAAAAAAUUUAUGGAAUCACAUUUUAAAAAUUUGUUAAGAUAUAAAGAUGAUAAAUUAUCUGAUAUAUUGAAUUCUUUGUUAACAAAGGCAAAAUAUUAUGCUAAUAUACCAAACAUUGAUUACUUAUUAACAAAACAUGUAAAUAGGCCAUCUUUAAUUAAUGGUUUGGCAGGUCUAUUAUAUGUAAGAUUUUUAGUGUUUACUCAUUUUAACCAAUUUGCAAAAAGAAAUGAUUGUUUAAUCAAAUUAAUAAAAAUGCAUGAAUAUAUUGCUGAGAAAAAAAAAGACAGUGACCAAUCUCCAAAUGAAAUUUUAUAUGGUAAAGCUGGUUAUUUAAUGUGUCUUCUAUUUAUACAUGAUUACUAUGAAAGACCUAAAGUAACCUUGUGUCGCAUUAUUGAAACGAACUUUUUAGGAUCGGUUUUCUUAUAUGGAUUGGGGCAUACGUCCAGACGCAUGAAACCUGACUUUCCCAUUCACCACAAUUUUAUCCACUCAUUUGGUGAAAUUCCAAAAUCUCAUGCUCCAUCUUCAUCAAAUCACAAUCCGAAGUUAACCAUUGAUGCUAACGUUAAAGAUUCAUUGAUAAACGCCAUACACAAAAUAUCUGUGAUCAUCCUGAAAGAGGGUAAAAGAUAUUCUCGACAAAAUGAUCACCAAUGCCCUUUGAUGUACGAAUGGCAUGACAAAGAAUAUAUCGGUGCCGCUCACGGGGUUUCUGGAAUAUUAUACGCGCUAACUUCGAUAAAAUCAAAUACAGACACGGUAAUACCUCUAAACAUAUUACCAGAAAAAUACAUCUUACUAAUAAAGCAUAGCAUAAGCUAUUUAUCGAGUCUUCAGUUUGAUUCCGGAAAUUUUCCAUCUUCCCUCCCCGUGGGUUCGGAUAAACUUGUUCAAUGGUGCCAUGGGGCUCCUGGGGUCAUUUAUACCUUUUUGAAAGCAGCUGAAGUAUUCCCAGAAAAAGAAGCUAUAUUUUUAUCCGUAUCAUUAAAGUGUGGCGAAUGUAUUUGGGAAAAGGGUCUACUCGCUAAAAGUUAUGGUUUAUGUCACGGAGUGAGCGGUAAUGCGUACGCAUUUUUAGCUCUGUAUAAUUUUACGGGAGAUUCACUACAUUUGAAUAGGGCCUUAAAAUUUGGUAAAUGGUUUGAAGAUUAUGGGAGACAUGGUUGUCGUACCCCAGAUACCCCUUAUUCCUUAUUUGAAGGAUUAGCUGGGCCUCUGAAUUUCCUGAUCGACAUAAUAUGUCCUAAAUCUGCCAAGCUUCCAUUAUAUCAAAUUGGGAUAUAGAAAAUUAAUUAAAUAUGAAUUACUAUUAUAAUAAAAGUUUUAUAAUUUUUUGUUAAAAUUAUAGUUUAGAUUAAUUAAUAAGCCAUUUUUCAAUAUUUAUAAUUAUUAUAUUUAAU